AGACAGGUUGCAGCAAUGUUUUCCUCCUCUCCUCUCCCACAGUUACAUCAUUGCAAGUUUUUUGCAAAAAUGGGGGAUGACCGACCUUUUGUGUGCAGCGCUCUUGGCUGUGGACAGAGAUUUACCAAUGAGGACCACUUGGCUGUUCACAAACACAAGCAUGAGAUGACACUGAAAUUUGGACCAGCCAGGACUGACUCUGUCAUUAUUGCAGACCAGACACCUACUCCCACCCGCUUCCUAAAGAACUGUGAAGAGGUUGGUCUGUUCAACGAGCUGGCCAGCUCCUUUGAACAAGGAGAGGAAAAGAGAGCAAAACUCUCUCUCCCUGCACCCAACUCUGUGGCUUUGGACAUGAGCCUGCAGACGCCAUCAGAGGUGAAGGUGAAAGAGGAAGCUCCUGUAGAGGUCGACUCCUCGCCGCCUGGCAGCCCUGAAUCUAUCUCCGACAUGUCAGACAGCAGCAGAGAACCUCUGGACACCCCACCCAGGAGUUCAGCCCCCACUCCAACUAUUGUGCGUCCAGGUUCCCUCCCACUACACCUUGGCUUCGAUGCCCUUCAACCCACCAUGCCUUCACCCACCUCUGUCAUCACACAAGCACCACCUUCCAAUCGAACUCUGGGCUCUCCGACCAGCCACUACCCCAUGAUGAUGCUUCCCUCUGGUCAGGCAGUUCCUGUGCUUCCUGGUCCAGGACAUAUUCCCUCUGUCAUUAAUCUUGUCCGACCCAUGUGUAUGGUACCCAACAUUCCUGGGAUCCCAGGUCCUCCUCUGGGAGGCAGCAGCAGCGGCUCUAACUCCCCCUCCGGCUACAGCAUCCACUCAGAGGCCAAGAUGCGUCUGAAGGCUGCACUGUCACAGCAGAGCCCGUCAGGACACAGUAUGGGGAUCAUGGCCAUGGGUGGCAGCCCAAUGAUCCCUCAGAGGGCAGAGCAGAGCCAGUUGCUCGUCCAGCAGCCAGAUGCUCCAUCACCUGCACAACCUCAGGUAUCUCCAGCACAGCCAACAGGUGGGCGGCGGCGGCGGACACUAGACGAUGAUCCAGAUGAGCGAAGGCAGCGCUUCCUCGAGAGGAAUCGAGCUGCGGCAUCGCGCUGCAGACAGAAACGCAAACUGUGGGUCAGUUCUUUAGAGAGGAAGGCUGAGGAUCUCUGCAACCUCAACGUCUCACUGUCGAAUGAAGUGUCUCUGUUGAGGAACGAAGUGGCCCAUUUGAAACAGCUGCUGCUGGCCCACAAGGACUGUCCUGUGACCACCCUACAGAAGAAGACUGCCUACUUAGCUGCAGAAGAGAGCAUGAAAGACACCUCAGAGCCCACAGGGUCCCCUGCCCCAGUGAUCCAGCACAGCUCUUUGGCGCACAGCCCUUCUGCAGGGCAUAAUGGUCUGAGCUCAAGGGCAGCAGCUGAGGCCAUGGCUAUGUCUGUGCUGGCAGGAAUGGGUCAGCAUCAGAGGUCUGAGAGUGGACCCUCUCACAUUAUCAUGGCUGCACAAUCUCAAUCUGCUGCCAGAUGAUGAGCGAUUCCACCACGGCCCAGAAUUGGCUCACACUCAUUUCCCAGGGGUACACAAGGGCAGCAGAUCCCCAACCUCCUCCCUCUUGAAUCUAGAAGUGAAAAUUUUGUAACCCCCCCCCCCCCCCCCCCCCCACCCCCCUCGCUGUGCUCCUCUGCUAUCUCUGCCCCCCCCCUGUACAGCCAUCAUGCUGUGGCCUGGAGCUCAGCAGCAGCCUUCUGGGAAUGGACCGAGACUUUGGAAAGAGCUUCCUGUUCACUUUGCCAUAGACUACAGGGGCUGGACUCCACCCUCACAUCCUCGUUUCCCCCUCUUGUGCUUCCCCUCUCAUCUCUCCUCUGUUCAGUAGGCACAACGCCUCACUGGACAGUAGGACUGCAUCGCUCUUGAGUGUACUGACGCAUUGAACUUUCCAUAUGGACACCUUAGCACGUGCACAGUUUCUAACACACAGGUGUUUCAAAGAUUCACAUGAUCAAAUCAGAUACCACACAGGGCUUCACACUGUAUUCAGCAGGGAAUAGUGCCUUGUUGAUCCUCGACUUUUCUAGCCACACACACACACACAACCACACACACGCCAUCAAAGCCUUUGUCCCUGUACAUCCUUGGCUCCAAAGACGCAGUCAUCGUCUAGACGUCUGACUCAAUUUUCACCGAAACUCUUUGUAAAUUGUUCCACCUCCAGGUGAUCUAAACACAGAACCCAAAACCUUACCUCAUGCAAACCUUUUAAGUUAAAAUAGAUUAACUGUGUGUGUGAUUGGCUCUGUGUGUAUAUAUUUAUGUACAUCAGAACAUAGCAGUUUGCCUACUCCUGAUCUCAUACGUUAAUAGCUGGAUUGUUAGCAUGGGACUUUUUCUAUUAGAGUGUUAUGUUGUUGAUACAGUAUGUGCAGCUAUAUAUUUUUUAUUAAUUGGCACAUCCAAUCCAAGAUUUGACCACAGAACCAAAAUACGCUAGAUUGACAGUGUGUUUUCUUAAAAUUAGUAUGUUUGAGGAUAUAUAUUAUUUUUUUUAAACCUGAAGGGAAUUACUCUGUCCCCUCCUUCCCACUUUACUCUAAAACAGACAGUUUUGCUGUUUAUUGGUUUGUUUCCAUUUGAUAUCAAAUUAUAUCUGGUGUUUCUCCGUGUGGGCUCUUGACUUCCUGUAACUGUUACUUUCACACUUCUCAGGAUGGUUGCACAUCCUUGCUGCUCAUUGGAAGUGCGAUGAACCGAUAGGUCUCUUUGCUCUCUACCAAACCUAAACUAAGCCAUAAUGACUUCAAAAAAAUGUAUCUCUGAAUCUCCAAAGACCAACUGGCACUUGUUAAAAGAAAAGAAGUACAUUUCUAGACUGUUUUUUUUUCGAUUCAGAGGUCACAGUGACACAAUCAUCAGUAAAUAAUUGCUUGUUACUUGCACUUGUUUGUUACACAGUCUCUCACACAAUGUCUCAUAUGUUUGCCUUAAGAUCACAUCGGUGCCUCGGAUAUUCACACUUAGAGAAUAAAAAGAUAUGCUCACAUGGAAAACAAUGGACCCUCAAAAAAUAUGAUGUUUAACAGCAUUUGGUCAUUUAAUUAAAUAAUAACCAAUUAAAGAUUGACCUAUUACGGAUUCCAAAAAGGCUUUGAACUCAAUGUUCCACCAUUAGUCUCUCCUCAGUGGCAAAAACAACAUUACUGGUCUGUCAUCUGGUGGAGACACACAGCAAAGACAUCCUCACGCUCUGAGAGAGAAGUUUAGAUGUUUCAUGACUUUCUGAUUGUCUCUUGUUCUUUUGAAACCCCACCAAGAUAUUUUAACAAGAUAUUUUUUUAUUUUUUACAUAGACACCUAAACUAGCUUUUUGCUUUUCUUGUUUUCUGUAUAUUUGCUUCUUUCUUUUGUCUGAUGCCAUCAUAUAUUUGAAAGAUGUGAUAAUUCAAAAAACAGAUAUCUGUCCACACAAGGGCAUGUUUUAUGCACUAAAAUGUUGAAAAUGUAUGUUUUAUUUGUGUUUCUGCUCUUUCAUUUGCAGUUCUCUUGUCCUCAUGGUUUUCAAAAAGAUAUCAGAUUUGUUUUUCUUAAUGAAAUUUCUCUUCUCUGUCAUGUAUACAUUAAUGGGAAUUUGCUCAGCAACUUUAACCUUUCACCUCUGACUGAACCUUUUAUCCAAUAGUUCCAAUGGAGACCCCGAUAUUUUGUUGUACUUUGGAGCUAGCGCUAUAUUUGGCUGGCAGUCCCUUUAUAGACUAUUGUUCAUAUGAAAUUUAAAUACCAACUAUAUUUAGCUUUCAGUUGUUCAUGUAAUUCAUGUCAUUGGCACCUUUUCUGUCAUUUCUUUUUGUUGUUGUGUUCUAGUUUCAACACCAUACAACCUUUGUCGUAGUAUGUCUAAAUGAACUGGUGGAUAGAAACUAAUUACUAUCAACACACAGAUUUCUUCUUUGUGUUUUUUUUUUCAGUCAUUAGUCCAACAAUAGGCAACAUCCCCUUUCUACAUGUUUGAAAAUGAAUUUGGGCGUCUCUAAUUACUGUCCUUGUCUAACUUAUUCUUUAAUUGGGCAACUAACAAUCAUCCUUACUGUCUUUGGCAUAUUAAUGUUACCUAGAAUUGUUGUAAAAAGAGGAAUCAAAUGAAAAAUGCAACAAUGUGAAUGUUGCACAAAGUGUAUUGAUGGUUUUUCACACUCCCGUUGAUGGACUUGAUGAUUUCAGAAAUUGUCCUUGUACUGUACAUAUCUGUACUAUACGAAAUAUAUUUACUUUUCCAUGCAUGUCCAAGUGGAAUACUAUGAACACUUACAGUGCUGCAGUUUUAAUUAAAGAAACUACAUCUUAAUAAACAUUUCACAUGUUU
Labrus mixtus (cuckoo wrasse) is the source of this 4348-nucleotide messenger RNA. RefSeq names its product activating transcription factor 7a (gene atf7a). The record is from RefSeq and is a predicted model, not a curated record. Gene Ontology annotation, biological process: regulation of transcription by RNA polymerase II. NCBI's taxonomy places the organism in Eukaryota, Metazoa, Chordata, Actinopteri, Labriformes, Labridae. Gene Ontology annotation, molecular function: cAMP response element binding; DNA-binding transcription factor activity, RNA polymerase II-specific.